Molecule: messenger RNA, 806 nt
Organism: Xenia sp. Carnegie-2017
Lineage: Eukaryota; Metazoa; Cnidaria; Anthozoa; Malacalcyonacea; Xeniidae
Product: calmodulin-like
Exons: 5
Coding region: 205-588 (127 amino acids)
Molecular function (GO): calcium ion binding
Source: RefSeq, a predicted model, not a curated record
GACCAUACAGGAAAUAGUUCGAUUCGUAUCACGCCUUUAUGCGAGUCCCCGCUACGAUUGCUCACACUUGAACUGCAGAGGUUAAGCGAAGGAAGUGUAUCGGAAAAGCUUAGAAAUCUGUGACGAAAAAUCACCAUUCUCGGCUGUGAAAAUGACUUACAACAUUUCAAACGAGCAAAAGAUGAAUUCAGAGAGGUUUUUAAAAUGUUCGAUGUGAACGAUAAUGGAACGGUUGGAACUGAAGAAUUGAAGAAAGUGAUGGCAAAGCUUGGACAGAAUCCCUCCGAGAAAGAAAUCCAGGAGAUGAUUAAUGAAGUUGACGAAGAUGGCUCCGGUGCAGUAGAUUUCGAUGAAUUCUGCCAGAUGAUGGCGAAACAGCUAGCAACAGCUCUCAAAGAGGAACUCAAUGAAGCGUUGAAAACAUUUAUACCUGGUGGUAGCAUCUCGGCGAAAGAAUGGAGAAAAAUACUUUGUAGUUUAUCAGAAAAAAUGUCCAACGAUGAAGUUGACGACCUCCUAAAGAUUGCCGAUAAAAGUCGACGAGGAAACAUCAAGAAUGAAGAUAUAGUGAAUGUUCUCUUUGGUUGAUUUAACAUCAAAAAAGAAGGAAGCCUUGAGCGAAGUCGCAUGGAAAGAAUUAUUUCUGUGUUUCAAACAAUUUAAAGAUAUUUGGCAUUUUUCAAUCAUAUAUUUAGAAAUCAAUGAUUGCUUUAAUGAAUAUGACAUUCAUGUUUUUUUAUAAUUAUUAGGUUAUUAUUUCAUGCUGUAUUGAUAGAAAUUAGAAAAUAAAAUUCAAAAUUAAUUGA